Podarcis lilfordi (Lilford's wall lizard) is the source of this 9953-nucleotide messenger RNA. Lineage: Eukaryota; Metazoa; Chordata; Lepidosauria; Squamata; Lacertidae. The record is from the annotation of a GenBank genome assembly.
AUGGUCACUGGUUUUAGGUAAAAACAGAAAAAGUGGUAAUUUGGUAAUCUUUAUUGCAUAGAAAGUGACUAAUACUUGAUAAUGACUAUUGUCUCAAAUUAUGGAUUGGAGCCAAGACUCCACCUUUUAGCUUGUCCUUGUGGUGACUUUCCUCUUGCUGCUGUUGUUAUUGUUGCUGUUAGCCUGUUCCCUGAUAAAAAGCCUCUUGUUCUGUGCCUACAAAGUGAGCAACUUUGCUUUAUAUUGAGUAAGGAAGAACCUAACUUUCUCUCGGCCUAACCUGCCUGUUGGGGAAGAUAAAACAGGGGGUGUAAAAGGGACUUUGCAAGUCACCCAGAGCUGCUUGGAGGAAGGGUGGAAUUAAAAAGGAGUCAUAGACAGUUAUUUGCCAGCUGAGAAUAAAUGGCCAGGUAGCUGAAAUGAAACAAAGGUUAUGCCACAAUAAACUUUGCAAAUGGCUGCUCCAGGCAGAAAAAAAGAAAAGUUCAUUUCUGUAUGUCAUGGUAAAUCCCACCAGUUUUAAAAAAUGAAAAUGGAAAGUACGAGGAGCAUUUUCUGAACGAAGCCUCUUUUCUACUAGGAGAGUCCACAACAGCGGUAAGUACUUUCGUUUCAAGUUUUGUUUCCCAACCCACCCGACGCAGCGCCGCUACUCCUCGCCCCUCCCUCUCCCCAGAACCCUCCAUCGGUCACGUCUCUCCCCUGGCCCCGCCCCGUUCCACAACGUCACAAUGUGGUGACGUAAUCCCCCCAGAACGAGUGUUUAUAUAGACUCGGCGUCAACAACGACGCAUCCAAACAUUCUAUUCCUAUUCACAGAAGAAAAACAGCCGCCGCCGCCGAUUGAGAGACAUGGGUUCUGCCGCGACCGACCGCUCUUCUGCCAAGCCCGCCGCUCGAUCGCCCGAUCACCGCGCCAACCCCGCAGCUGCUUGCUGGAGCGAGUUUGUUACUGGCUAAUUCGAUCCGAGAGGUAAGGAGGCAAAAGUCCACCAUGGGGUCCUCUCUCUCCCCUUUCCUUGGAACCCAGGAGUCCUGGACCCCCGCAGGUACUGUGAACGGCUAGACUCGCUCCCACGCCAGACCAGGGAAUUUUGCAGACCGCUUGUUAACCGCUCGAUCUUCCCAUCCCUUCCUAGAAAACUCAGGAAUCCCGGCCGGCUUCUCGCCUUCUCCCCGCCCACGGCACCCGGGAUCCCUCCUUCGCUUUGUAUUUGGGAGUUAGACCGCCCACCACGCCUCUUUCCACACCACCCAGGCGCCUGGGCUCCUCAGCCCUAGGACCCAGGUUUUCUGCCUGCGGAGGACCCAGGAGUCCUGCCUACCACCCCGCCUCUCCAGAUUCCUUCCCGCUGGUGGUGCGUGCACUGUGCCGGCCCCCACCCCCGUAUAUCUCUUCCGCAGGUAUCCACCCAAGACCUACACCCUUUUUAAUUGCUACGUCCUCGUCCUUGCUUAAUGCAAGCAAGUUCUCGAGCUUGUUUGGAGGUUCUGGCAGGGGAGCGCAGCUAUCGUACACCCUUGACCCAAGAACGGUACACUCCUUUUAUCUGGGAUGGUCGUCCUCUUCCACCGAGGAUGCACAUGGAGCGGCCUAGCCAGCCAAAUCAGUCAAAUCAACCCUUGCGAUCAAUGGGGAGACUGAUGUCGCAGAUCGACCUCACAUCGUGCUUAAUGCGGGUCCAUAGCUGUCAACGUUUUCCUUUUUUAAAGGAAAAUUCCCUUAUUCUGAAUAGGAUUCCUCGCAAGAAAAGGGAAAAGUUGACAGCUAUGUGCGGGUCUCAGAAUGGUGUCUUGGUGCCGUGCCCCAAAUCUGUACCCCAGUAUUAUCCAUAUGGGGCAGAUCUCCAGACACCCCAUUCCAGUAGUUUCCUCAAGAUUUAGUAACGAAUAUUCUAUAUUUUUGCUGUUCCUUUUUCUUUUAAAGUAUCCUUAUUUUAUGUUGAACCCCUCCUCCCCCAAAUUGUGGCACUGCUAGUCCUAAAACAAUAGCCUUCUGUAUCUUGUCUAUGCCUCUAUGUCCUCUUUUGCAUUUUGGGGGGUCAUUCCCCCCAUUAACCUGCACCCCAGACCUCCCCUCCCCUUUGUAAAAAUGCAUUAGUUAUAUCCACUGCUCUUUUUGAGCUCUUCCAAGAUUUCGUUUUCUGUUCCUCUGCCCUCAGACUGCCACAAUUUUCCACUUCCCCCAAUACUGAAUUCCUAGGGAAGGCCAGAAAGAAGAAACUGAACUUCACCCUCAUUUGGUUUCUACCUUCCCUAGCACACCUAGUUAAGAAACUGCACCAUUUCCUUUUCGCUCCACAUUUUCAAAAAUAUCCCAUCCUACCUAACAGACUAGGAUGAAUGACAAUGAGGUUGUUACUGCCACUGUUUCGGCACCCCUACCCCAAACUUAAUACAGUAUUUACAGUACUUCACAUUAGGAAUAUCCUCAGCUAUAACCCUGGAGAGUGUGACAGUUGUCCUGUAUGACAGGGAGGGGGUCUAUUUCUGAAUGGGCCCCCUUCCUGUUUUAGAGGAGGGCUUUGAUCGUUAAGAUCGCUGUCAAAAGCGGGGUGCUCUCCAGCUGCUGUCCCACAAUCCUGAGAAUCCAUGCAUCUUUUUGCUUUGAGGGCAUUUGGAAAUCUUCAAAUGAACAUUCCCCUCCCCUCCCUUCCUCUCCCCCUACCCACCAUUUCCCGUUCUAACCUGUUGUGGGUCAGAAGGUUUGCUGUUCUUCCUCUCUCCCCGACAGCUGCACACCCGGAAUCCAGGCUGUGUGUGUGUGUGUUGUGUUAUUUCCCCCCCUUUCUGCUUCCGGACUGGGGUGUUGCCAGCGUUCCAGGGGCACUUGCUUGAGCUUGUUUGGGGCGCGCCCUGGAUUAAAUCAACCUACACAUCCAAGCCAGGAAAACAACCCAUAGGAAAAAAAGAAAGAUAAACUGAGGCGCACACAGGGGGCGGAAGUAAUCUUGCUGGAAUGUGGGGAUAAGGGCCUAGAAGUGCAGGAUUCCUGCCCCAUGCCUUAACUUCCUACCUCCUAUUUUACUCCACAGUCUUAUUCUUAGUUGGGCUUUUCCUAAUCCACUUCAUGAGUGCGUACACACCAUACAUUUUAAGCACAUCCCAGAAUGCUGGGAACUGUAGUUUGUUAAUGGUGCUGGGAACUGUAAGUUCUAUGACUGGUAACAAUUCCCAGGCUUUUGUGUGGGGGGUGUGCUUUAAAUGUGUGUUGUGUACAAAGCUAAGGUGUGUAUUAAAGUUUCCUCUUAUUUGUAACUUUUUUAAAAAAAAUACUUUGUUACAAAAGAAAACACUCACCAAAGGAUUUCUUGUUAAGAACAGUUAAACAAACACUGAAACCAUUCAUAUUCCGCCCUCAAACAACCUCCAAAAAAACAGGAUGCCAUUGUACAUAUCAUUAUAUUGCUUGGAACAAAUAAUACAUACACCCUGAGCUCCCAAAAAUGCAGUAUCAAUCGGGGAAGGGUGCUAUUUGCUACAGAUACCAUAACCCAUUCUCCUUCAGGACAUUUCUUGCCUAAGGCCUCCAUUCCAGAAUCUGUUGUUGGUGCCAAGUCUCAGUCCAUACUGGGCUUAGUCAUAGCAGCCCUGAUUACGCACAGAAGGCCUUUACUCACAGCUUAGAAAUUAAGCAGCAUAUAAAAUACCAUAUAAAUAAGUAAUAAAUACUUCACAGCUUGAGUACUGUAUAAACAACCUGUUCUUCCACACUCUGGAUUAAGGGAACAGGCCUUUCAGGUGGAUUCAGGAUAGGUUUCAGGUCUUGUAUCUCCUCUGUGUGUGUGUUUUAAAUGUCUUGCUUACAGGAGAGAUUACAGCUUAGUGGUAAAUGAAAUGCUUUGCAGGCAGAACUUCCUAGAUUCAAUCCUUGGCAUCUCCAGGAAAAAAAGGAAAUGUGGGCGGCGGGGGAAGGACCAGGUAGUGGAGAUGAAACCCUGGUGAACUAUUGCCAGUUGAAAGAAGACAAUGCUGAACUAGAGGCACAAAUAGCUCCCAUAUGCCCUAUACAGUGGUACCUCGGGUUACAGACGCUUCAGGUUACAGACUCCGCUAACCCAGAAAUAGUAUCUCAGGUUAAGAACUUUGCUUCAGGAUGAGAACAGAAAUCACGCAGAGGCAGCGGGAGGCCCCAUUAGCUAAAGUGGUGCUUCAGGUUAAGAACAGUUUCAGGUUAAGAACGGACCUCUGGAACGAAUUAAGUAUGUAACCAGAUGUACCACUGUAUAUUAAAGCAGUAUCAUACCACUUUAAAUAGUCAUGGCUUCCCCCAAAGAAUUCUGGGAAGUGUAGUUUAAGGGGGCUGAGGUUUGUUAGGACACACACACACUAUUCCCCUCACAAAACUGCAAUUCCCUGAGUGCCCUGGCAAGAGGGAUUGACUGUUAAACCACUCUGGGAAUCUGUACCUCUGUGAGAUGGCUUGGUGUUCUCCUAACAAUUCUCAGCACCCUCAACAAAUGACAGUUCCCAGGAUUCUCUGGGGGGAGCCAUGGCUGUUUGAAAGCAGUAUCCUAUUACUUUAAUAUAUAGUGCAGAUGGGGCCUAAGUCUGACCCCUUCCUAUAAUGCAGCAAAACAAAACAUACUGGAAUCUGACUCUCUGGGCUUUCCCCAGCACCACUUUCAGAUUUUUAAUAGCUGGUGGCUUAUUUUCACUUUGCUUCUUUUCAGGUCUAAGAUGCCCCCUCACAUCACAUCCAGCCAUCUGACAUCACCCCCCUCAGACACAGAGAGGUUGUUGGUUUGCUGUGACCCCUUCAGGCUCAAAAUGGCUAAAAUCCUCCCUGCUGAAUCGAGCCAGUCCAGCCCUGCUGGCAAAUUCAACAUGGCGGCCGUGAUUCUUGGACGUAUGGCCCAGAUUGCUCUGGACUGGGUAAGGAGGUGGUUGCACCUCUGGCAGCAUAGCCCUGCCACCCUGGUGAGGGCUGUGUUGAUGGGCAUUGCCAAGGGGGCAAUGCCCAUCUUAGGGAAGACGAAGCAACUCUUAAGAGGAACUUGGGAGGAACUUGGAAGAGAAGAAAGCAAAGUGGAGGGACGAAACUUGAAAGCUGCCCAUCUAGGGUACUUUUCCCUGGACAGUCACAAGUGUUACCCUCAAAGGGAUACGGAAAGCUUGGCUGAAGGCGGACAUUUUGAAGAGGACCUGGCACUGCUUCUGCCUGCUUCUAAUGGUCCAUCCAAAAUGGAUAGCAUGCGUUUGGAAGAGGAUGGCAUUUCUGAACCGUACUUGAUCAGCACUUCCAUUGCCUACGACCUUGGAAAUGACUGGGACGUUUCUUCAGAAGAAGACAUGGCGUUGGAAGGCAGAGAGAACCCUGGGAGUUCCCCCCAGAAAUGGCUGGAAUAUUGUUGCCAUCCGCAAGCAUUGAUGAAAGGAUUGAAUAUUGGCGGAUACUGUAGGGAGAAUGUGGAAAGUUCCUGUAGCCACCGUGGAGAGUUAAAGGAUUUUGGAGGGGGCUUUUGUUUGGAAAGUACCUCCGCUUCCCAGGGAAACGAGGAGGGCCCGGGAUCUAGUGGGGAUUUGGUGAUGCGUGACGGGCAAAGCUUUGAAAGUCCAUCUAAUUCCCCAAAGGAUGGGGAAGAGAUAGAAGCAUACAAGAAAGGUGGAGAUAAGGGUGCGUUCAACUCAGUCUCCUGUGUUUCCAAAAGCCCCCUUGUCCUAUCCUUGUUCUACAGUCCAUCAGAGGAAGAGGAGGAUGGCAGUGACGAUUCAGAGGACUGGUGGAGCGAAGACGAGAUGGAAGAGAGCAUUCAGUCUGGAGGGCACUCGGGGAACGGGGAGAACCAUCUGGAAGCGGAAGCAGACUCUCUGCAUCAGGAUGUAUUGGAGAGCCUCUGCAAAUCUUUUUUUGCAAGGAAUGACCCUUUUCACCCACUCUGCUUUUCCAAGCCCAUUCAAGCCCCCACAUCUGCCCCUCAGCCUACGGCCAAGAAGCACAAGGAAAUCACGGUCACCUUUUAUCAGACAAGGCUGGAUUCUAAGCCUGAGGAGCUACGUAAUCCACCAACGCGACCACGUUUCAAGUGGAAUCCAAGAGUUUCCUCCAGGCAUCCAUCUCAGAAAUGUUGCCAGCCAGACUCUGAGGAAAACUCUGAUCCUGUGACCACAGAAGUGUCAUCCGUUUCCCAGGAGGCAAACCAGGUGAUUAAGAAGGUGAGUUGCUUUAAAUACUUUGUGUGUGGACUAACCAGAACCCCUAGGUUCUCCAGAGGAUGAGUCUUGAGGGAGACAGUUCAGAAACACGUGUGUGUGUGUGUGUGUGUGUGAGAGAGAGAGAGAGAGAGAGAGAGAGAGAGAGAGAGAGAGACAUUCCAUAAUUAGGAAUUGCUAACGCCCUUGGUUCUGCCCCUCACAAAUUACUAGCCUGGAUUAGAUUUGCCCAUUUCAUUCACAAAUGUUUCAGGAAGUCUUCCUAAUUUUAUCACUUAACUGCUGUGUAUAACUACUAUGUUUACACAGCAGUGGUUAUGAGUAGAAAAUUGGGUGUUACAGAAGCUAUUCCCCACCCCACCCUGUGCCCUUUUUGACAGCUGAAGUUAAGGCAGAAAUUAAACAGGUAUAGCUUUUGUUUACAUAAAUUAAUCAAAGUAACACUCUUCCUGUUUUUUUUAAACAAUUGAAGGCAUCUCAGACAGGCUUUUACAAUGAUAAACAAUUCUUUCUGUCAGCCUCAGUAGAUCAGAGCGGUUUGAAAUCUUAGCUGAUGAACUGAAAAGCUAUUUUAAAAAAAACCUGAAAGCGGGCAUCUCGCAGGGUAAAGGAUGCCUAGCUUAGGGUACUCUGGUGGUCUUGAUGGGCACAGUAUGGUCAUAGCAGGGAACAAAGUGUUUCUGGUGAUACUGUAGCGCUAAACCAUUUUAAAGAAUCGGCCUGAGUUGGAGCGAUGGGGAAAGCUCCAUCUGUUGAAAUUAUGUAUUCACAGGGAUUUUCUUCCUCAAAGGAAGAAAAGUGAGCAUGCUGUGUGUGUCUUGGGGUGAGAACUGAACAGUAAUACCUCUGGUUACAAACUGUCCUCCUUGCGAACGCUUCGGGUUACGAGCUUCGCUAACCUGGAAGUAGGUCUCCUGGUUGCGAACUUUGCCUCUGGAUGCGAGCAGAAAUCACGCGCCAGAGGCUCCAUUAGCGAAAGCGCGCCUCAGGUUAAGAACGGUUUCGAGUUGAGAAUGGACCUCCAGAACGAAUUAAGUUCAUCAUGGCUGUUGCGCAGGGAGAAAGGGGUUGCUAAUAAUAAUAAUAAUAAUAAUAAUAAUAAUAAUAAUAUAUUAUUUGUACCCAUCUGGGCGGCUUCCAACAAAGAUUAAAAUCAAGGGAGUCAAUAAUGUUGGAUUCUGCUCCCCCAACAUAAAGCCUGCCCCCCUUACAUAAAUCCUGGCUACGCCCAUUCUCCUUUUCUAAGCUGCCUUCUCUCCCAUUCUAAAGAUACCUUACUCAGCCCUCAGUUUUUACUUUCUGCACCCCACCUUGUUCCCUGUUAGCACCACCCUAGAAUCUCCUUAAUGCUCCUUGGCCUCCCCCGUCCUGCUGUUGGUUUCGCCCAUCCUGAAAUAUCGUGUAACAUCCCUUUCAUGCAACAUGACCAACCAGGAAGUGGAUGAUGUAAGGCUGGGUCAUUUCCCAGCAGACAGGACUCCCCUGCCUUACUCUCACUGUUCCCCCUCCCUCCUUUUGUCCACAGAGUGUCAGUAGAUCUAUUGGAAGCUGAGCUUAGUAGUUUGCUUAGUCACCUUCCACAAAUGCCCCAAAUGUAAGAACAGCAGCACACAAAAUAACAAGAUCAAUUUAAGAACAAUGCAAAGUGGACACCCACAACAGAAACCUAUAGUUGCUAGUCCUACUCAGAGUAGACUCAUUGAAGUUAAUUAACAUGACCAACUUGGGUUCAUUUUAGUGGGUCUACUCUGAGUAGGACUCAGUUGUAUACAGCCUCUCUUCCUCCAGCUAGGAAAUGCAACUGUGUGCAGUGCCCACAGUUGUGUGAAACCCAAAGCGAUGCUCAAGACGCAGCUAGAGAUUAGCAAUGGAACUCAAGGAGUCGUGGAAAAGUGUUCCUCUGAGCAUGGGUAGAGAGUGCCUUUGCCUUACUCUUGAGCAGCCACAGCCAGCCUCCAGAAACCUAUCACUUGAGGGGGUAAAUAAAAAUAAUAGCUAAUAUAUUGUUAGUGUUUAUAUCCCGCUUUUUCUCUCCAAGGAGCUCAAGAUGGUGUACAUGGUUUCCCCCCCCUUCUCAUUUAAUCCGCAUAACAACCCUGUGAGGUAGUUUAGUCUGAGCAGCAGACUGGUCCAAGGUGAAAGUCAUGGCUUGGUAGGGGAUUUGAACCCUGGGCUCCCAGGUCCUACUCCAACACUUCUGACACUGUAAGAGCUGUUCAACAGAGAAACAGUCUCCCUUGGGAGAUGGUGAACUCUCCUUCCUCGGGGGUUUUUAAGCAGUGGUUGAAUGGCCAUCUGUCCUGGAUGCUUUGGUUGAGAUUCCUGCAUUGCAGGGGGUUGGACUAGAUAACACUUGGGGUCCCAUCUAACUCUCCAGUUCCAUUAUUCUAUCACACUGGCUUUCAUGUAUGGUGUCUAAAUAGGAGUAAGAGGUGGUUUGCAUCAUCUCUCUUGCCUAGGGCAAGUUUAAAUUAAGGUCCUGAUUCAGUACCCACAGAAAAGGAAGUGGACUAAAACUAGGGACAACACAAGGCUGUUCUUCCCUGUCCUUGGCUGGAAUGGUUACAGCCAGGAUGAUAACCUGUUGCACAUCCUGAAACAUCUGGAGAGAAGCAGCUUCCUAACCCCUGGAGCACAGUGAUGGCCUUAAAACAUGAUAUUUGGCUUGUUUAGCUGAGAAAAGACAGUAGGAUUCAGCAGGGCCAUUACAGGACGAAAAAAACCAACCUGUUAACUGUAUGAGGUCUAGCCAAUUAUUUAGUUUAGUAGCAUUGGCAUAAAUUUGCUUAAGAGCAAGAAAAUACCUGUCCCACUAUCCUCAUAGCCUCUCAAUUUCCUCAGGUCCGAUUCUCUCCGGUGGUGACCGUUCACCCACUGGUGGCCUGGAGCUACGCAUCUCGGGCUGCCCGCCGUGGCCCCUGGGAAGAAAUGGCCCGCGACCGAUGCCGCUUCCGCCGGAGGAUUGCUGAAGUGGGAGCCAUCUUGGAGCCUUGCCUGAGGGCGGAACACCGGGCCAAAGCUUGGAGGGAGAUCUAUGGGGUUCAGGAAGAAGGCAGCAACGACAACUCCCCUCUCUUUUCUGGUUCUGCUGAGGCAGAUUAAGCUGUGGCUCCAGAUUAAGUCAGGAAUGAAAUGGCUCUUCAAGAUAUGGCAGCCAUGAAGUAAACCGUCCAUUAGAGAUACAUAUAAAGGGUUCUGAGGUUUUGAGAGCCAAAUUGAAUCCUUUUUUUAAACACUGGAGAUCAUAAGGGGAGGCUCAUGGGUCUGAAAGGAGGGCCGUGUGUGUGUGUGUGUGAUGUAGCAAGAUUUAAUUCUGGGCCUGAAAUCCACAUUCUCUCAGGGUGGAGUGGGGCCCUGAAGUUGCCGUGAGGAGCAAGAGCUUCUGUGCUCUGAUAUUUCUGAAUAAAUGCACUGAUGUAAAGCUGCUACUACCUCAGUUGAUUUGAAGGAUGUGGCUGCCAGGCCCUUAGUCUACAAUGUGUGUAGCAUAACACAAGGAAUUGGUGGCCCUGGUGGACACGCCAGUGUGUUAUGUGCAUGCUCUAGUUUACACAUGAUGUUAAGUGGACAGAAUUUCCUAAUGUAUUUCUAUUUUACAUGCUAGUUAUCUUUCAAAGCAAGCCUUUGAGAUUUCUUUAAGUAGUAUUUCCCCCCUCCCCCUUAAUUUCAAAAUAUGUAUUAAAUUAUUAGUAAUGGUGAUGUGAACUCCCAGGAUGGAGCAGAGACUUGAUGUCUGUAUGUAUAAUUUAUCUGUCCACAAAUUAUUACUUUUUUAAAUAAUAAAAAAAUUACAGCUAUUA